AUGGCAUCAGAAUAUUUGCCCGCCUUCGAAGUUCUGGGCAACACCUUUUGGGCGUCACCAGAUUCUCAAGGCCAUAUGACCAACGGCCUCGAUAUGGCGAAAGAAGCAAAAGAAGCGAGCUUGCGAGCGUCCCGAAUUCCCCUGGAAACCUGGGAGAACAUGAGGCCGACCCUCCGCAAAGAAUAUAAAACGAAGACUCUUGAGGAGCUGAUCACGUUUAUAAAAGACGUACAUGGCAUCAUCGUUACCAACGAGGACUUCGACCUGGACGAUGAAGAAUUCGGCCCAGACGACAGUCACUUCGACGAGGCUACCGACGCAUUGGGGCUCACGUCCUCUUUCGAGGCGAGCUCCUACGAGUACGAUCUCCAAACCCCCAACAUCCAAGCCGCGAACGCGAUCUUCGCAGUCGCCGGUGGUACUUACGCCUGGCCAAAAUAUAACGCGGACUUCCCCAACGACGUGGAAGAUUCAAAGAGGCUUGUCGCCCUUUGCCGGUCAGCCGAGACCGUCGAACAAUGCCGGGAGGCUCUGGAGUGCCUUGAAUCACGCAUCUCGCACUCCAGCAGUCACGUAGGGUUUUGGUCCCUACUAUGCGUACAUGUUGUGGAGAGCAUGAACCACGAGAUUAGAGACGGCAAUCUCUGUACGUUGAAGGAACCCGUUAAUCAAAUGCUUACGGCCGCUGUUUCGUCCAUUCUCCUCGGAUCCUGGAAGGGCUUCUUGCUCAAGGAAGGCGGUUCUGUCGAUCUAUUUGCGUUCCAUCUCUUGGACACCGUCUAUGAGCGACAGCACGUGUUCUCUCUACAGUUGGAAGAGACGGAAUUCGGUCGCCUACUCUACGAUCUGAAUGACUGGGUUCUCCCGGCGCAUAAAGACAAAAAGAGAACUGGUGCUCUAGACACGGUGAGGCAGUGCGCGAAGUGGUGCUUCCUUUCGCUCAACGAAGUCGCUUGCGAUCCCAACCAGGCGCGGCUACAGAUUUUCUCUGCCCACAACGAGCAUGAGGCUGACUGGAAGGCGCUUCUCGAGAUUUACGGAACUCUUUGGCACAAGCUGUUUAUGCAGCAGCUCAACCUCCCAGGACAAGGCUUUGGCACCGGUGCCGAAGCCGAAGCCGAUGAGGGGCCUCUUGCGUGGGCGCAAAAUUCCCGGAGGGACCUGGGCAUCUCCCACGCCGAGGUGCUUUCGUGCAUGUGUUGGAUCAUCGUGAACCAUGGUAGUCCGAGAGACGACGGCCACGGCCGCGACGAUGGAGCUCAGGAGAGCUUGUUUGGACGGGCAAGGCUUGCGGCCGCUGAGGUGUGGAAUAUCGGGCCGAGGGAGCUGUGGAUCGAGUUCCUGCACACUUUCAAGAGGUUCAAUGAUCUCACGGCCACGGAGGGGCCAGAGUAUGAGCGCUCCAGGAAUGCGUUUAUGGAGGAGUUUGUGGCGUUUGUGGAGGAAACGCUGAAGGUAUUUGUGACGUUUGGUGCGUCUAAGACGGGAGAGAGGAUUGGGGAUGAGUUCUAUCCUGUGGUUGCCUAUUGA
Molecule: messenger RNA, 1530 nt
Organism: Colletotrichum fioriniae
Lineage: Eukaryota; Fungi; Ascomycota; Sordariomycetes; Glomerellales; Glomerellaceae
Source: RefSeq, a predicted model, not a curated record